UAAACUUUGUUUUGUUAAAGAUUAAAUAUGUUGUUGUAUUAUAGUAAUUAAAAAAGCUCAUAUAUAUAUUAUAUUGUUUUAUUCUAUCUGCAUUCUGUUGUUUGUUCUAUUUAUUGAACGUUGCGCUUAAUUUACUUAUUUUAAUAACUAACAAUCGGCAAUCGCGCUCACCUAUUAUUAUUACAGUAUUAUAGUUGUCGAUUUUUCCGUUGCAUUGUGUUUGUCUACCUAAAACAUGCCGGAGCGAAAAACGUCUAAAUCUGAAAAGUUAUUGAAUCAAUGGUGUGCCCAAAACAACUUGAAUCCGAAAUUCAACUUCCAUCAUGACGAUAUGAAAAACAACUACAAUCAAAUUUGUAAACUCACAGUACCAGGGCACGAUUAUGUUGCCAUCGGAGUUAGUAAGAAGAGGAAACAUGCUAUAUCUCAGUGUUGUACAGAUUUUAUGGAAUAUUUAGAAAAAGAAUUAGGACUCGACCGCAAAGCUUUGUCGGGAAUCAAAGAGCCAUUAUCAAAGUGUACUCUUAUUGAACCCACAAGUGUAACAUUAAAUGCCGGCGAUAAAGAAUAUGUAAAGAUUGUCGAGAAAAUAAAACUAAAAAAUAUAUAUAUCGACGAGACAGACUGCUUGGAUGCAAAUGCUAACAAACAUGGCAAUUGGACGUCAGACAUAGCGAAAAAAAAUUUGAUGAUUUACACAAAGUUGAACGAGAUAAAAAAUUGCGAUUUCAAGUAUGCGACCAUCGAGAAAAAAUGUUGUUACACUGCAAAAAUUUCCGUUUAUAUUAAACUACUCGACAUACACGUUGCCGCUUGUCAACCGGGAAAAUCUAAACUGGCCGCGUCAAAUAGAUGUUCGCUUUCGGUCAUACGUCAGUUAUUUCAUAUGGACAUCGUGGAGGGUUAUUCGUCCUCGAUGUCGUCAACGGAGAAAUCUGAUAUUUUACAUAAGAAAAAAUCGUACAAAGUGAAUGUUGAUCAACAGUUGGUAGAUCGUGUAUAUGACGUUUUGGACAAAUUCAGCGUCGAACCCGUCAUCAAGAAAGACGAUAUUCUCGAAGCUAAACGUUCAUUUUCGCUGAUACCCGACGUGUCAGUUGCCGAGUACAGAGAGUUUAAACCGUCGACUGCGGCCAAAGUUGUUCAAUGGAUUCCGCCUAUGAUUGACGUGGAUCCUUGGAGAAGAAACAGUAAUAUAUCGAGUUAUGACACUUUGGAUGAAAUGAGCGAAGAUUUAAGUAAACAGUUCAAUAAACAUUUUCAUAACAGCAGUUUGUCGAAAAGCUUGUCAAAAUGCAAUAAGCUACCCAUCUAUAGCAGAGCGAUCGAAAUCUUGGACGCAAUUGAGAAAAAUCCUGUAGUCAUAAUCGAAGGAAGCACAGGCUGCGGUAAAACAACACAGGUCAGUCAGCUCAUACUCGAUGAUCAUUUGAGCGAUAACAAGGGAGCGUACUGCAAUAUUAUUUGCACCCAACCCAGGAAGUUAUCGGCCAUCUCUGUUGCUAAUCGAAUUGCCUCUGAACGAGGCGAAACCUUGGGCCAGAGUGUCGGCUACGCUGUACGGUUCGAGCACGUCUUCCCUCGUUCACACGGUUCCAUUUUGGUUUGUACCGACGGUAUACUCAUGCGAAGAUUGGAGUAUGGCUUACACGGCAUAUCGCACAUAAUAGUGGACGAGAUACACGAACGACACGCCGACACCGAUUUUCUAAUGAUCGUGCUCAAAGACAUGGUAGAAAAAUAUCCGGAUAUUCGGAUAAUUCUUAUGUCGGCUACUAUUGACAUUGAAUUAUUCAGCAGUUACUUCAACGAUUGUCCGAUAAUCACCAUCAAAGGAACCUGUCAUCCCAUAAAGGAAUUUUUCCUGGAAGACAUUAUUAAAAAGCUUGACUUUCAGCCGAACACAGAUAAAAAGAAACUCAGAAGAUGUAACAAAAAAACUAAUGGUGAAAACUGUAACUUAUUUGUGUCUGACGACUAUCCCGAAAUUGUCAGGGAACGAGUGGCGAUGAUUCCAGAGGACGAUCAACAUUUUGAACUCGUCGAAGCUCUGUUGGCUUCCAUUGACGCGAAAGAACAACCCGAAAACAGGUCCGGCGCCGUUUUGAUAUUUUUACCCGGUUGGGACUGGAUCGCGGCCUUGAGGAAUUAUUUGUCGAAAAAAGCGCUAUUUGCUUCGCCGAGGUUUUUAAUUUUGCCUCUUCAUUCUAAGCUUCCGACCUCUGAACAGGAAAAAGUUUUUCAGAAAGUACCACCAGGCGUGCGAAAGUUAAUUUUGACGACAAAUAUUGCCGAAACAUCGAUAACAAUUGAAGACAUAGUUUAUGUCAUCGAUUACGGCAAAGCAAGGAUGAAUGUAUUCACUCCUCUAGACAAUACGAUCAACUUUGUUACCGUUUGGGUGUCCAAAGCGAACAAACGACAACGGAUGGGUCGAGCUGGCCGCGUGAAACCCGGAUACUGUUUUCAUUUGUGCUCAAAGGCGAGAUACGAUAAAUUGGACGACCAUAUUGUGCCAGAACUCACUCGCUUGCCUUUAAUAAUGAUCGGAUUGGGCAUUAAACUGUUGAAAUUGGGAGACAUCGGAAGUUACUUGAGUAGAGCCAUUCAACCUCCUCCCAUGAAAUCUGUCGUGGAAGCCGAAUCCAUUCUCAAAAGCAUGAAGUGUCUUGGCGACAAUCUGGAACUCACCUCUUUGGGUCUAAUCGCCGCAAGACAACUACUUUGGCCAAAAUUGACCCGCAUGAUUGUGUUGGCGAGCUUCUUUAAGCUUGGCGACCCGUUGAGCAUAGUAGCGGCCGUCCAUUCGGACCAAUGCGAGCUGUUCAUACAAGACCAAGGAGUGCCGAGCGUUAAACAAUCGUUUUCCAAAAACUACUGUUCGGACCAGAUAGCCACACUGAACGCGUUUUACCAAUGGCAGUACAUGCACAGGAACGACAUCAACGACUGGGGCUUUUGUUCCGACAACAUGUUGUCUUGGGGCUCGUUGAUGUCCGCUCAUAACAUCAAGAAACAGAUACAGCAGAGAAUGAUCAAUAGCGGUUUUCCCAAGGAGUGUUACCGUCAACCCGAUAUCGACUUUGAACACGACACGGCAGAGGACAGCCCGGACUUGGACUUGCUGCCGGCCAUCUUGACUGCAGGAUUUUAUCCGAACGUUUGCUGCCACGAUUUUGGAAGAGUGGUUAAUUUAAAAGAUAAAUUAACGGCGUGUAUACACAGAUCGUCCGUCAACUGUGAACAAAACAAGAAAACGCAAUUUCCUUCGCCGUUCUUUGUUUUCGCCGAUAGAUUACAAACCGGCGCCUUGUUCUGCAUGCAAAUGACCAUGGUUACACCGAUCCACCUACUAUUGUUUGGCGCUGUGAAAAUAGAAUACACCGACGACUGCGUAGUGUUGGACGACUGGAUUCGUUUGGACAUGGACGUGAAAUCCGCUGCCGCCAUUGUAGCGCUGCGUCCGAUCAUCGAAGAGAUCAUGGUAAGAGCGGUCGAGCAGCCUGAAUGCAUACUUAGACGGACCGAGGCCGAUCGUGGUUUCAUACAAAUCUUGCGAGAUCUUUGCAAUUUUAACGCCGGGACACACGACAUGCCUCCAAUAGAACUUGAUCAAAAAAACCAUUCAAGCUGUACUUCCGACGGUCGUAAUCGGUCGAGUUAUAGUUCUUAACAAUCGAGAGAACGGUUAAUGUUAUUUAAGAAAGAUGUACAUUUAAAAUAUUAUAAUGCAAUUUUGUUUUAUAUAAAGAGACCACCGUAAGCUUUCGAUAAUUUUAAAUGUAUUUUUUUUUUUG
Adelges cooleyi (spruce gall adelgid) is the source of this 3797-nucleotide messenger RNA. RefSeq names its product dosage compensation regulator-like. Gene Ontology annotation, biological process: regulation of mRNA processing; positive regulation of transcription by RNA polymerase II. The coding region runs from base 236 to 3673 and encodes 1145 amino acids. Gene Ontology annotation, molecular function: 3'-5' DNA helicase activity; ATP binding; RNA binding. Lineage: Eukaryota; Metazoa; Arthropoda; Insecta; Hemiptera; Adelgidae. The transcript is spliced from 19 exons. The record is from RefSeq and is a predicted model, not a curated record. Gene Ontology annotation, cellular component: intracellular anatomical structure; ribonucleoprotein complex; nucleolus.